This is a messenger RNA of Suillus plorans, 396 nucleotides long. RefSeq lists its product as uncharacterized. The annotation marks the transcript as partial. The record is from RefSeq and is a predicted model, not a curated record. Lineage: Eukaryota; Fungi; Basidiomycota; Agaricomycetes; Boletales; Suillaceae. The transcript has 3 exons.
UUCAAACAUGUCUUUACAUCUCCGAGUUCAGUGGACAAGAAGCCCAAGGCUAUGCACUCCAGCAAUGCUUCCCUUUAUGGUAUGAAAUCUGUGACUCGAGGAUCCCUGGCAUAUAUUGCUACACAAGCAUGUAAAUUUGAUUGUACAUGCUCGUCAUCUGUAUUUUCACGCACAGACACAGUCACCAACUCUGAACAUUUCUACCAUAGCAUUCUUGACUUGCUGGAGGAUCCUGAUGAGAGUGAGGAGGUGGCUGACCUCAUGAUGUGGUGGACACGUCGCAUUUUUCCUAAUUCUUCUUCUUCACAGCACCCUAUCAGCAAAGACAGUGCACUGUCGAAGAUUUGGGAAAAAUGUGCUGCCUUGCAAGAACUAGCUGCUGCUGAUGUUAAUUAA